UGGAAGGCGUUCGUCUUCUUCCUUUCCCUUCCAACACAAGUCUUCUCUUCUCUCUCUCUCUCUCUCUCUCUCUCUCUCUCUCUCUCGCUCUCGCGUCGUGGUUGCCAUCGUCUGUCUCUUCUUCUUCUUCUUUUUCUUCGAAGAAAAGGAGCAUAAUGCUGGAGAGGCCGUGCAAGGUCCGCGCGUCGGCGGAUCCGAAGCCGUGGACGUCCGACGGGCGCCGUCCCUCUCCGCCGCCCCCUCCUCCCUCUUCCGCCGCCGCCGAGGCCGGGAAUGGGGGAAAUUUCGAUCGAGUCCUCUUCAAGAACCUCGUCGAGAUGGUCCCCCUCGUUGAGUCGCUCAUGGAUCGGAGGGCGAACUCGUCUUUUACGCGGCGGGCGUCGGUAGUCUACACACCUGCGCCAUCCAAUUCGAAGAAGGCUGCUGAAUCAAAAGAUGGAAGAGCAUCUCAAACUAUUUCUGCGAAAAAGCAAAGGGAUUUAGACACUGCUCAAAGAAACGAUCAAAAUGGUUCUUCUGAUGACUUGUCUAUCUUCUCAAGGAAUGUGGAAGUUGAGAAUUCCCUGAAAGAUAGGGAGGAGUUAAGCAUAUUAAGGGAACAAGUAAAUGAUCUACAAAGGAAGAUAGUAGAGAAAGAUGAAUCUCUAAAAUCAGCAGAGAUUGAAAUCAACCAGAUGAAAGCAGCAUGUGCAUCCAUUGAUGAAUUGAAAUUUCAAAUUGCAGAGAAAGAUUCUUUGGCUAAAUCUAUUAAUUCUCAGUUAAACAAUGCUAAGAUUACUCUUGCAGACAAGCAAGCAGCAUUGGAGCGACUGACCUGGGAGGCACGAAUGUCUAACAAGAAAAUUGAGGAACUUCAAGGGGAAAUAAUCUCUAUGGAUUAUGAGAUUGCUGCAUUGAUGCAGAUUUAUGAAAAAUUAUGUAUAAACAACUCAGCUAUAUUUUCUGAUGACGGUCUAACUUCAUACAAUUUGGAACCCCUUCCAGAUGCGAAUGAAAUCGAUGAUAUCGAAAUAGAGAAAAUGGAAGAGGCAAGAACAUACUACCGUGCAGCUGUUGCUGCUGCAAAAGAGAAUCCAACUGAGGAGUCAUUAGCUACAGCUGCUGAGGCAAGACUAAGACUUCAAGCUCUCCUAAUCUAAUAACCUAAUAAUUUUAUUGUUUGCGCCUUGUGUGAACCUAAGUGAAUGUUAUUGUUAUUCUAAAACAACUUGCUCAUAGUUUUUUGUUUCUAUUCCAAAGAACAUAGCAAGUGCUUCAAUGUUAAUAAUACAUCUGAUAGGGCAGUUGUGUUUA
Molecule: messenger RNA, 1293 nt
Organism: Musa acuminata AAA Group (dessert banana)
Lineage: Eukaryota; Viridiplantae; Streptophyta; Magnoliopsida; Zingiberales; Musaceae
Product: protein MICROTUBULE BINDING PROTEIN 2C-like
Exons: 5
Coding region: 156-1139 (327 amino acids)
Biological process (GO): plasmodesmata-mediated intercellular transport
Molecular function (GO): microtubule binding
Source: RefSeq, a predicted model, not a curated record